AUGCUGAUGAAGGGGAAGAGGGAGCUAGGGGCAGAGGAAGGGGGAAAGAAGAAGAAGAGGAAGAGCUGUGGUAUGGAACUUAAGCUAGAUCUUCUCUCCGCAAACAUAGCCAAAAUGCAGUUCACAUUCUCCAUCCUCCCGGCCCUCCUCCUCCUCCUCCCUCUCGUGUCCACUAUCGCCCUCCCCCAGGAGGAGGUCACCUGCUACGACAAAUGCGUCGCCUCCGCCCAGUGCCCCGACACCUACCCCGAGAGCUGCUACUGCCUCAACGACUACAAGAAAAAGUGCGCCGAGGCCUGCCCCCGCGACCUAGUCGUUCCCGUUCUUGAUGCUUGCGAUAAGCCGGAGGUUGUCGAGUGCUACAACAAGUGCAUGGGCCAGUGGGCAUGUAUUCAGGUCUGGCCGCAGAGCUGCUACUGCUACAAUGACCAUGUAAAGCUCUGUUCGAGCGAGUGCGGGAGCACCCCGGUGUACCAGAACUGUACUCUGAGUGCUGUUUAG
Messenger RNA from Morchella importuna, 501 nucleotides. RefSeq lists its product as uncharacterized. The transcript is spliced from 5 exons. Bases 1 to 501 code for a protein of 166 amino acids. The record is from RefSeq and is a predicted model, not a curated record. Lineage: Eukaryota; Fungi; Ascomycota; Pezizomycetes; Pezizales; Morchellaceae.